Messenger RNA from Tetrahymena thermophila SB210, 1308 nucleotides. Its product is annotated as MORN motif protein. The record is from RefSeq and is a predicted model, not a curated record. Lineage: Eukaryota; Ciliophora; Oligohymenophorea; Hymenostomatida; Tetrahymenidae. The transcript has 11 exons.
AUGGGUAACGAGUGCUCAUCUUAAUGCAAUUGUACUUAAUCAAGAGAAAGACAAAUAGAAUAUUAACUUAAUUAAGAUGAUAUUAUGGGAAAAGCUUAACAAUUAUCAUUAAGAGAUUCAAAGGAUAGUAUAGAUCUCUAGUUCUACGAUUAAAAUAAUAACAUUAAAAUAUAAAACAAUUUACAUCCCAUAGACUUAUAGAAUUAAGAGUAUGGAUAUUUUGAAAAUCAUAAUAAUAUCCAACAUAAUAGCAUUCUUUAAGAUACAUUAGUUCAAUAAAAUACUGUUUAGAAUACUUAAAUUAGUCCGAUUAAAUAGAGUAUGAAAAAUUUAAAUAAUCUUAGCAUGAGUUAGCAAAAUCUUAAUACGGGUUUCAAUAAUACUUUCAAUAAUCUCUCGAAUAACAUUUAAUUUACAAACCAAACUUUUUCAUAGAGCAAUGGAUAGUCCAGAAAAUUAGUAAAAGAAAAAAGACCACCUGUUCAGUUAAAUAACGGAGCUAUUUACACUGGAGAAUGGGUAGGAAAUAAAAAAGAAGGAUAAGGAAUAUAAAAAUGGCCUGAUGGAGCUGAAUAUAAUGGAUCAUGGAAAAAUGGAAAAGCAAAUGGAGAAGGUAAAUUUAUUCAUGCUGAUGGUGAUAUAUUUGAAGGAACUUGGGUAGAUGAUAAAGCUAAUGGAUAUGGAGUAUUCACAAGAAUUAAUGGAUCAAAAUACUGUGGCUAUUGGAAAGACGAUAUGUAAAAUGGACAUGGAGUUGAAGAAUGGUCUGAUGGUAGCAAGUAUUAGGGUUAUUAUAAGGAUGGAAAGAAACAUGGUCAAGGAACUUACAUUUGGGCUGAUGGUAGUUCUUAUGAUGGAUUUUGGAGAGAAAAUUUCUUAGAUGGUUAUGGUGUUUACAAGUGGCCAGAUGGGAGAAGAUAUGAAGGAUAUUGGCAAAGUAAUAAUAUGCACGGAAAAGGAAAGUAUAGCUGGAAAGAUGGGAGAUUUUACGAAGGAGAGUAUUAUGAGGAUAAAAAACAUGGGUUUGGUAUUUAUAGAUGGGCAGAUGGAAAAACAUAUGAAGGAGAAUGGAUGUAUGGAAAAUAACACGGAAAGGGGAAAUAUAUUUAUACAACAGGUGAAGAGAGGUGGUGCCUUUAUGAAAAUGGUAAAAGAUUAAGAUGGUUAACUGAUGAAGAAGUAUAUUUGCUAUCAAAAUAUCCUCUAAAUUACAAUAGCAAAAAUAGUUAAAAUAAUUAAGAGCAUAUAAAUGAUUUUAAUCCUUAAAAUUCACUUCACCAAUUACCAAUUAACUAACAAAUUUUUUGA